Molecule: messenger RNA, 1090 nt
Organism: Cylicocyclus nassatus
Lineage: Eukaryota; Metazoa; Nematoda; Chromadorea; Rhabditida; Strongylidae
Source: the annotation of a GenBank genome assembly
AUGACCAACUGGUUCGAGUACGAGUCUGGCCAUGCAUGGUGCGAAAGUGCCUAUAAAUAUCAAACUUUACCAUUGGUAGCCGAGUUUGCAAAUACGAUGACAAACCUGCCAAUUAUAGUCCUGCCCUUGCUAAACGCUAUGAUGUUAAGAAGAUAUAUCAAAGAGGUGAAUGCCGGUAUACUGGUUCCACAAUUACUGCUUACAUUUAACGGAUUAGCUUCGACAUAUUAUCAUGCCACACUGAAUCUAUUCGGUCAACUAGUCGAUGAGCUCUCCUUAGUAUGGAUCAUUACCAUGUUUGUUGUUGUUUAUAUUCCGGUUAUGCAAUGGUUUCCGAGGAAAUUUAGCCAGCGAUUGAAAACAUUCCGUCGCAUCGUAGUCAUUCUAACAGCAAUAUUCUCCGGAUUGUGCUUCUUGGAACCAACUUUAAAUGCUGUCGCUUUGAUGUUAUUUUCUGUGCCUGCUGCAUUAGUGAUUAAUUUCGAAGGCAGACAUUCUGGCAUUCCGGAUAUCGAGAACUUUCCACGAAGGGUUCUAUUCCUCUGGUUCACUUCAUUCGUUUUCUGGUUCGCUGAUCGACUACUUUGCGAUGUUUGGCUGUGGCUAGGCACUCCUUAUCUACAUGCAGCAUUCCACCUACUAGCUGGAAUGGCAGGAUACACCAUUUUCGUGAUGUUUUCCAUGAUCGACAUUGAAAAAAGAAGCCCAACUCACAACUUUACGGCCGCUGUUCGUUAUUUCCCUGAUAAGAGUGGAUCGAUCUUCUCGUUCCCAUACAUUUCUCUACAAGAGAAACUUCGUCAAAAUUGACAGGAGGAAAACAAGGCGUCCAGCAAAUAGUACAUAUCCGUGAAGCACUUCUGCCUUCCAAGAUCGUUCACAAAAACUAACUGAUAGGACAUGUACCACACAUUAAUCUCGUUACGUAUUACCCGGGUAUUAUUCAGAUUUGCGUUUUUUGUGAUAAUCUGAACUUCAUCGCAUUUCUCACUUCUUUUUCGCGUUGUUAGAGCUUUAUUCAGAUUUUUGUACUUGUUUUGUUUUGCAUUGCUCAUCAUCUUAUGAGAUAUGCUUAUUCAUGAUUUUUACU